Emiliania huxleyi CCMP1516 is the source of this 1224-nucleotide messenger RNA. RefSeq lists its product as hypothetical. The transcript has 2 exons. NCBI's taxonomy places the organism in Eukaryota, Haptophyta, Isochrysidales, Noelaerhabdaceae. The record is from RefSeq and is a predicted model, not a curated record. Bases 1 to 1224 code for a protein of 407 amino acids.
AUGUCUCCGCUGCCCGGCCCGCAGCACCAGCACGCUCACGGCCGCGCUUUGCUGAUCGGUGACUUUUGGGAGAAGCUGGCCGGCGCGAGCAUUGCGCUCACCACCGCCGUCUCCCUGUGCACUCGCGGCGGCUUUGACCUCGUCGAGCCGAGCGUCUUCUCCAGUGAACUUGUCGACCCGGAGGCGCCCAAGGCGCUGCCCCUCUCCACCUACUUUGAACGGGAGCCCAUCGCCGCAGCCCUCGCGCCAAGGGCGCUAAUCUCGGCCGCAGAAUGGCACGCACGUGUCAUCGCCACCCCGAUGCAGCAGCGGGCCGCCGUUUUAAUCAUAUGGUCUGACUUUCCGCGCGAGUGCCGCGCCGCGGUCGAGAACCGGACCGGGCUUGUGCGUUGUCCGACGAGCUGCACGGCGCGCGCACGGCGGGAGCUCCAGGCUGCCUUCACGCGGCUAGGCCGAGGCUGGCCGCUGGCGUGCCUCGCCGGGGCGGCGCUGCGCAGAUCGCAGCGACUGGCCGUGCUCCAGCGCUACCGCCGCGUCGUCUUGCUGAACUUGCGGAGGCACGACGACGCCACGCCUCUGGUUUCGGGCGCAGUGGCUCGCCGCGACAGCAUCAUGCAGCCGUCUGGAGCAAUCAUCCACGCCGCGAGACGUUUCCUCGCCUCUCACGGCUUGGCCUUUGGCACCUUCGACGCCGUGCAGCUCCGCUCAAACCACGUGGCGCACGAGCUGUAUGCUGUCUCCUCUGCGGGCUGCCCCAAGCGGCUCGCGUCCUGCCUCGAACAGCUGACGGCCGUCGCCUCGCGGAGCACGGUGAUUGCGUCCGACAUCGCGACUUUGCUCCACUCCCACCAGGACGGGGAGACGCACCGGCGGCACGCCUACAUGCGUCACUGCCUCCUGCCGGCGGCACCGAUGGUGCUGCGCUGGUAUCGGGCGAGCGGGAUCGCAUUCAACGCUUCCGACCUGCUGCUCGGCGCGGGCGGCGCUGAUGCGGGCGCCCUGGGCAUGGUCGACUUGGUCCUCGCCAGCGAGGCGCGCGCUCUCACCGCAGUGGAUGUGCGUCGGCCUUGGCCGAGCGCGUUCCUCGAAUGGAUUGUGCGGCGGCGGCGGAGGCGCCCAAAAAGCCGCAUCGUCUCGAUGGCGGCGAGCCGUACCUCCCUGGUGCGGUGUGGACCACGGCUCGAGAGGGGUGCCGGGUCGGGCACCGGCGCGGCCAACCCGUAA